Ylistrum balloti is the source of this 639-nucleotide messenger RNA. RefSeq lists its product as uncharacterized. The transcript has 2 exons. The record is from RefSeq and is a predicted model, not a curated record. NCBI's taxonomy places the organism in Eukaryota, Metazoa, Mollusca, Bivalvia, Pectinida, Pectinidae. The coding region runs from base 1 to 639 and encodes 212 amino acids.
AUGCCUUCCAGCAAAGCUUUUAUUGGCUACAGAAGAUAUGACGAAAAUAAUUUGGAGAUUCAAAGCAGUGGCUACUUACAGUUAUGGGCGCCAUGGACGCCACUGACUACCAGCUGGCCUAAUAGUGGUGGUUUGGAUUGCAUCGUGAUGGACGGAUAUACAGAAUCAUGGCAUGAAAACGACUGCUACGAAGACGUUUCUGCUGUUUGCUCCCCACCAUUCAGAUUAUCUCAAGCUACUACUGCCAUUCCGACCACAAACACCACAAGUACAAGCACCACAAGUACAAGUAUCACAACAAGCACUGUCCCAAGCACAAGCACCACCAGCCAAGUUGAUGAUACUUUGUCCAGUGUCCAGGACUGUCAUUGUCAGUGCAACAGCAGCAGUGAGGCUAUAAUCAUCUACCCGAUUACAAACAUCACUGAUGAACUACAGGCUAAACUGGAUAAUCUGAAGACGGAAACCAUGGUUGACGAGGAGACUUUGUCGGCGACGUUAAGAAAAAGAACCAGUGCCAGUGAUUCACGCCCCUCCUCGGCGUACGUUGGGUACCUAGGAAUAGCACUUCUGUCUAUAAUUUUGGGAGGAAUUCUCCUUUUGGAUCUACCUCGUCUAAUUUUAUUUAUCAAACGCUAA